UUAAUCGAGUAUGUAUCACUUACCUACAGUCGUUUUAGUUUUACAGUGCUUUUUUUCGUAUAAUUCCUUCACGGGCAACUUUCCAAUUCAUCAUGAAGUAUAUUUUUCUGAUCACAAAUUGUGUUUUGUUUACCUCUGUUUAUUGCUCUCCUCGCGUGAACACCGAAGAUGGUGGUUUGAUCGGAACUACGUACACUUUACCUAAUAAUCGGACAGUAUAUGCUUUUUUAAGCGUACCUUUCGCCGCUCCUCCAACCGGACAUCUCAGAUUCGAGGAUCCUAAACCACCGAAACGAUGGUUCGGUUAUAAGAACGCUACAAAACCUAGCCCAUAUUGCGUGCAGUUUUUCCAUACACCAGUUUUGAGUGAAAUGAUAGGUCAAGAAGAUUGCCUGUAUUUGAAUAUUUAUACUCCUAGACUGCCAAACGAUAACAACGAAGAUGAUGAAAAAUUAAUGAACGUAUUGUUUUACAUUUACGGAGGAGCGUUCUCGGCCGGAAGCUGUAGCAGGAUAAUUCCAGAUUAUAUUUUACAAGAAAAAGAUAUUCUGUUUGUUGGCUUGAAUUAUCGCGCCGGUCCUUUAGGAUUUUUCAGCACUGGAGAUGAAGUUACUCCUGGAAAUAUCGGAUUGAAAGAUAAGAUUGCAGCUUUACGAUGGGUUCAAAAGAAUAUCCAUCAUUUUGGCGGCGAUCCAGAUAAAGUUACUGUGUAUGGUUCAUCUGCAGGAGCAGCUAGCGUACAGUACUUAUUAUUGUCUGAUUUGAGCAAAGGAUUAUUCCACAAUGCUAUCUCAUCCGGUGGCGCAACCUUGGCAGCUUGGGCAUAUCCUAGGAAGAAAACUAUCGACAACUCAGUCGCUCUAGCAUCGUCUCUUGAUUGUCCUACUUUCAGUUCUCAUCUAAUGAUGCUGUGCUUGAAAAGGAAACCAAUUAGAAAACUAUACGAAGCGUCGUUUCAAUUUUUUACGGAAAAGGUCCCAUCGCAGAUACCAUUCGGUCCAGUAAUCGAGCCCGAAAGUCAAGAUGCAUUUGUAUCCGAACACCCGUACGACUUGCUGAAAAAAGGACACGUGAUAGAUGUUCCUUGGAUGGUCGGUCUAGUGGAAAAGGAAGCUUCUGUGCCAGUCAUGAAAUUUCUUACAAACGAUACCAAAAUGAAAGACUUGAAUGACAAAUGGAACCACGUAGCUCCAGACGUAUUUGCUUACGAUGAUAUAGAAUGUUCACAACGACGAGAUAAUAUAAGUACUUCGGUGAGGAAGUAUUAUUUUGAAAAUAAAGUCAUAUCUAAUCGGACUACCAAAGAAAUGUUUCAGGCUUUCGGCGAUCGAUUAUUUUACAAUGGAAUUAUCAAGUCCAUGAAAUUGCACCGUUCUGCUAUUACAGAAAAUACUAUCUUUUGUUAUAAAUUUUACUACAGAGGGACAGGCACUCAUUGCGAUCAUCAUCCAAAUCCUGUUAAGAAAAAUUAUGGAGCCUGUCACGGCGAUGAUCAAUUCUAUCUGAUCAGCUUUACCAAUCGUACUCACUACAAUGACAAUGUUAAAUCUAAAAUCGAUUUAGAUAUGGUGAAUUUAUCGACAUCGAGUGUUAUCGCAUUCAUGAAAACUGGAAACCCAAAUACUCCAGACGUAGAAUGGCAACCGCUGUCUAAGAAUGGUACAAUGAAUUGUUUGAAUAUUUACUCGUAUUCUCAUCAAAGAAUGGCGGAUGUUGAGAAUGCCAGUGCUAGCAAAUUUUGGGACGACAUUUUGCAGUCAGAAUAUUAGUAAAAUGUUGAAUUUAAUCUAAUUUUUUAAUACUUGUCAUGAACAAUUAGACAGAUGUCAAGUUAUGUAUGGUACCUAAUUAUUAAAUCUAUAAAUUCCGUAAGUA
This is a messenger RNA of Planococcus citri (citrus mealybug), 1875 nucleotides long. Its product is annotated as carboxylic ester hydrolase-like. Lineage: Eukaryota; Metazoa; Arthropoda; Insecta; Hemiptera; Pseudococcidae. The transcript is spliced from 10 exons. Bases 93 to 1769 code for a protein of 558 amino acids. The record is from RefSeq and is a predicted model, not a curated record.